AUGAAUUUCCUUUAUCUAACAUUAAUCCUUUCUUUUAUUCCUCAAAUCUAUGGAUAUAGAUUCUUAUUUCAAGUCAUAAACACUGCCUAUUCACAUGUUUCAUAUGCCGGGAAAUUGGCUGAUUUUUUGGUGGAGCAAGGACAUCAAGUUGUAUGUUUAUUAUACAGGGUGUUCCUAGAAUUAUGGAAAAAACUAUUGAUUAAUAUGUAACUUUGUGUUCGAUGGUCCAAUCCGAAAUUUUUUUUUGCAUUUUUCAGAAAAACCUUGGAGUUUUUCGAAUCAAAAAAAUUUUUUCUUUUAUCGGCGAAGACUUCCGUAAUCCGCCUUGAAUUCGGCGGAGUGUUUUUUUCACAAAUGAGGCUGUAAAUUGUUGCAUGUGUAAAGAAAAUUGGGGGAAAAGGGUUCGGAAGAUACGAUAUGACAUUUAUUUCAAAUUUUUGUCUUUCGGCGGAUACAUUUUUUAACCUCGGCGGACGUUUUUUCUUCGACUCUGGAGAGUCAAAAUUUUCUAAAACCAAGACGUAUGGUAUUCCUGGUGGCAUGGCGCCUAAAUACGACUUAUUGCGUUUUCGGCCCACUUGGAUAAGAAAAAAGGCAAUUCGGCGGAGAAAAAAAUGAACCUAUUUUUACAGUCCCAUUUGUGAAAAAACCACUACGCCAAAUUCAAGGCGGUUACGGAACUCCGCCAAUAAGAGAAAAAAAAUUUUUUUUUGAAUCUAGAAACUCCAAGGUUUUUCUGCAAAAUGCAAAAAAAAAUUCGGAGUGUACCACCGAGCACAAAGUUUUUAAUGAAUAGUUUUUUUCCAUAAUUGUACGAACACCCUGUAGAAGUGGAGCGCUUCUGGUGCGCCGGUCGGAUUCCAUUGGAACAUUUCUAAUUUUGAUUAUUGUUCAUGUAAAGGUGGUCAUAUAAGAGUUAAAAUUUUUUUUCCCCAAAUCGCGAUUUUUGGUGCACAAAAAUGUAAAUCAGCACCGCAUUUCGGAAUUCGGUGCUCAAGAAAUUACGUCGACGCCAAUUUUUCGGCUUGGGCGUCGAUUUUUUUGUGCACCGAAAAUCGCGAUAUGGGAAAAAAAUUUUUAUUUUUUAAUAUUUAUAUGACCAGCUUUAUAUGGAACAUGCCAGAUUCUUUGUAAAAAGUUGGCAAAAGUUCGACACUUUUUUUGAAAUAGGCAGGUAUCAGACUGUUGGGAAAAUAACGAAGAUUUGUCGGCACAAAAUAUCUCGGCUUGUUGCAGUCAGGCACCAAAUCUUCAGCUGCUGCUAACCGUCGCAAGGCGAGGAUGGGCGAUUUCAAAGUUCGACAAAUUUACGUUAUUUUCCUGGUGGACCAAUAUAUCGCCAAAGACUUAUUUCUCACUCUGAUCACUGUUCGCAUUCAUUCUCUUGGCGCCAAAGAAUUAUGAACAUUUUGUCUGCCGUUGCAGAGAAGAUAAGAGCAAGCUAAAUGUUCAGGAAUUGGCAUUUAACCCAAGGAAAUGCCUGAAUAGUUCAAAGAAAUUCUGAGUGUCGCAUUGGGAACAUUUCCCUUGUAAAUUGAGGGGUUCGGACUUUUAUGCUUAACAUUUGAUAAGCAUAAGGCUUUAGCCAUACCGCAUUUUGAUAAGCAUAAGGCUUUAGCAAUACCACAUUCAAAACAUUUCUUUCUCAGGACUUUGUCGUCCGCCGCUACAACACAUUCAUCUCCGGAAAUGGCGCAAAAACGGCGAAUGUCAUAGUCCACACUCCAAAGGAUGUAGAGAAACUCAACCAGCUCAUGAGGCAGGUCCCAAUGUACCAUGAUGUGUUCACUCAAAGCGGUGACAUUUUUACUUGGAAAACAUUGGGAAUUUUUCGUCGCGUUUUGGUAAAGGGAUGUGAAGGCAAGUGUAGAAUACGUUGGCAAAUGUAACGAACCAAUUUUAGGCACUUUGGAGGAUCAAGAUCUCACAAACAGAUUGAAAUCGCAAAAAUAUGAUGCCGCUUUUGUUGAGCACUAUGAUUCCUGUGGACUGUUGAUGGCAGAGCUGCUCGGAAUUAAAACUGUAAUGUAUUUUUCGGUUCAAGGAGUCAGUAUGCCGCAUCGGAAUCACUUUAGCAUUCCCUCCCCUCCUGGGUUAAUUCCGGGUAAGCGUAAGCCUCUAAUUCGUUGAUUCCGUACAACAAAAUCUGUCUAUAACAAACGUUCGUUGAGCAUCUAUUUAACUUUCUCAAUUAGUCAAUUAACCCUCUCUAAAGAUUUUUUUUGGUCCUUUCCGAGUUUCUGCAGAUCCCUUCAGCUCAAUUCAUACAUACAACUUCAAAAUCUUACCGUAUUUUUACACAGGAAACAUUUUCAGUCUACAAUGAAGUUCCCCCAUCCGGCCAUCGAAUGUCGUUUGUUGAGCGGGCCAUAAACUUGUACCAUUACUUCCGUUACCAUUUCUUGAUACCUCUAAGGCUUCACAAUGUACUCGUAAGCAUUUCCUUUUUGUUUACUGUGGGUCUUCCUUGUUUAAAAACUCUAGGGAAUACCAAGAAAGUAAAAAUGUGUAUUAAAUAAAGUUUGUGACUUCAGAAUUCAGCGAAGCCAUGUGAAAAGCAUGAAAAGCGGUGACUGCACUUUUAUACGAAUGAAAUAUUGAGACAGUAGCGUCUGAAAAAUCAUUCAAUAAUUUCUUCAGGAGGACCUCCGUCCCGGCCUCGUUCCACCAGGUACGCCGUCAACGCCCGAGCUUGCUUCCAGAGUUGUCUACAAUUUUGUGAAUUCCCUCGAAUUCCUCAAUUUCCCUGACUUUUCUACCACUCAAAUCAAACAUGUUGGUGGAAUCGGGCUACUCAAAGCCGGUCAAGUGGACGAUUUUUUACUGCCGAUCAUUAAGAAAGCCAAAAAAGGAGUUGUUUGGUUCUCAUUCGGGUCCAUUGUGGACACAAAGAAGAUGAGUCCAACAAUCAAAAAUGCCUUCAUUGCCGCGUUUUCCCAAUUUGAGGAUUACCAAUUUCUAUGGCAAAUGAACAACGCCGAGGAUAAGGAAACUAAGGUAUUUAUAGAAUCGUAAUUACUCCGUAAAUUAAUUUGUAGGCCAUCUUUGCGCCUUAUUCCAAUAUUCACGUGGUAAAAUGGGUAAAUCAGCCAGCGCUGUUGGCCAAUCCCAAGACCAAAGCGAUGAUUUCUCAUGGCGGCCUUACUGGGUUAUUUGAAGCAGUUUAUUAUGGAGUCCCACUGAUCUCGAUCCCAAUGUUCAUGGAUCAUAAACGAUCAGCAGCGUUGGCGAAAUACCACGGAAUUGGGGUGAUAUUGGAUAAAUACACAUUGAGCGCAGAGAAGGUCGCAGAAGCACUGAAGGAAGUGCUCGAAAAUCCUAGGUAAUUGAAAACGAAGUGACGCGGAGGGUGGCUGGUGAUUUGUGAUUUAAACAGCAAUUUCCGCAAACGCUAGUUCGUGCGCUACAAAAAUUUUUGAUAUAUUUAAAGAUCUUUGCCGCUGACAAGUCAUAAGGAUAAGGAGGGAUGGCCAGAAAUCGGGUAUACUUCCUAGCCUCUAUAUCUGCCAACUUUAUGCUUUUUGGCUACCAUGUUUACGCCUUUACCUCAUUUUUCAGUUACAAAGAGAACAUCUUGAUAACGCAAGCGAUGAUGAAGGACGCCCCUCGGAAAGCCGAACAGAUCUUUCUGGAUUCCGUUACUUACGCGACAAAGUAUGGUCACCGAUUACAGAAGACAAACGUCCCACCAAUGCAUUGGAUACCGUACUUCUGCGUUGAUGUGGUUGCGGUAGCAUUUACCGUUAUUGUAAUAGUAACAUGGUUUGCUCUUUGUCUCGUGAAGAAAAUUUUCAAGGUCAUUCCUGGAAAGCGGAAAGGAAAGAAGGCGAAACACUCGUAG
Bursaphelenchus xylophilus (pine wood nematode) is the source of this 3841-nucleotide messenger RNA. The record is from the annotation of a GenBank genome assembly. NCBI's taxonomy places the organism in Eukaryota, Metazoa, Nematoda, Chromadorea, Rhabditida, Aphelenchoididae.